AUGCCCAGCCGAACCUCCACCGCCAGCAACAGUCCGGGCCUCGCGUCUACUGAGCCAGAGCAGAGGCCGACGAAGAAGAUGACUUCGAGCACUGCGACGGCAACGGGAUUGGGUGUGAUGGUGGCGGUAGUGCGGAGGCAUGGCUGGCAGCACGGAAACAAUGGCGGUGCGUCUGGAGCUGGUGCGGUGGAGGAAGGGGAAGGGGUGAGAAAAGGAAAUGUACGGAUUUGUUUGGUUUUUGGGGAUGACGACGAGCUCCGAGUUGGGCAGAAGAUCAAGGAAGAGCUCCCACGGGCCAUUAAGAACUCAAGGAUCUACAUGCCCAUCUUGUCAAGGAACUAUGCGUCCAGCAAAUGGUGCCUCACCGAGCUCGCCACAAUGGUCGAGAUGGCAUCAAAGCCAAAUGGCACAAAAGAGAUCCUCCCCAUUUAUCUCGAUGUGAAUUCAGAUGACGUCAAGCUCAAGACUCCGCUGUACCGUGAUGUGUUUGUGCAGCACGAGACGAACUUUGGAGCCGACCAAGUGAAGGCGUGGCGUGAUGCCCUCUUGGAGAUCGAGGAAAUCAAGAGAUUGGACUUGAAGAAUUAUCGAGGCUAUGGCGACCUCAUUAAAGUGAUCAUCCAGGAAGUCCUGGUUAAGCUGAAUGCCAAAUACAAGAACCUGACUGAACACUUGGUCGAAGAUCAUGUUCAGGUCGAUGCAAUUAUGAAGCUGUUAAGUGUCAACUCUCGUGGUGUGCGUUUCGUGGGAAUCCAUGGAAUAGGUGGUAUUGGAAAGACAACACUAGCGAAAGUCAUUUACAACAAAGUUUCUUCUUGUUUCGAUCGCUGCAGUUUCCUCGAAAAUGUUCGAGAGAUCUCCAGAAGAUCGGACUGUCUUGUACAUUUGCAGAAGCAAUUGCUGUCAAGCAUCCUCGAUUUGAGGUUCAGCAGCGAUACUUUUAUCCACGACGUUGACCAAGGGAUCGACAUGAUAAAGAAGGCACUCUGUGACAAAAAAAUGCUCAUCGUGCUCGACGAUGUGGAUGAGAAAGAUCAGCUCGAAAAGCUGGUUGGGAAGAGCGAUUGGUUCGAAAAUGGAAGCAGGGUCAUCAUAACGACAAGGAACACGAGCAUUGUGACCGACCGGAUGGAAACAUUAAAGGUCGACCCUCCCCGCUAUCGGCAUGGAGAUAUCUUGUCAUAUGAAGUCAAGGAAAUGGGAUGUGGUCAAGCGCUUCAGCUAUUCUGUCGACAUUCGUUUAGGAGAGACUCUCCUACAGAAGAUUAUGACAGCCUAUCGAGACAGAUCGUCUCAGCUUUAGGGAAGCUUCCUUUGGCUAUCGAGGUGAUAGGGUCAUCUCUUUCUGGCGUUUCCCGACAAGGCCUCAUGGGAAGAGACGCUGAAGAAGUUAUAGAAAGUUCCUCCGAAGAAAGUCCAAGAGACGUUGAUGAUAAGUUAUGA
Eucalyptus grandis is the source of this 1443-nucleotide messenger RNA. RefSeq names its product disease resistance protein RPV1-like. Bases 1 to 1443 code for a protein of 480 amino acids. The transcript has 3 exons. Gene Ontology annotation, molecular function: ADP binding. Lineage: Eukaryota; Viridiplantae; Streptophyta; Magnoliopsida; Myrtales; Myrtaceae. The record is from RefSeq and is a predicted model, not a curated record. Gene Ontology annotation, biological process: signal transduction; defense response.